This is a messenger RNA of Cyclopterus lumpus (lumpfish), 1323 nucleotides long. It is a transcript of the gene rabepk, whose product is annotated as Rab9 effector protein with kelch motifs. The record is from RefSeq and is a predicted model, not a curated record. Gene Ontology annotation, molecular function: protein binding. The coding region runs from base 225 to 1280 and encodes 351 amino acids. Lineage: Eukaryota; Metazoa; Chordata; Actinopteri; Perciformes; Cyclopteridae. The transcript has 8 exons.
GUUGCCAACGUAAUGUUUGCGUACUGUUUUCAACGUAGAGCUGUGCUGUGGUUGAGAGUUGUAUUUAAUGCUAAGCUAUCAUUGCAGUCUCAUGCAGUAAUAGUAACCACUGUCGCUGUGUGGACGUUAGAACGUGGUGCCAAAGGAUACUGUCUUCCCUUAACGCUAAAUGACGACUACAAGUCUGUCCUCUUUCAACCCGGAAGAACAGUUUAGUGGGAACCAUGGAGUUUCUCCCAGUACUUGACCCUCUAGAUAAACCCAAAGAAGGAAUAUGGUAUUCUUUGAUACCCAGGGGGGCUUCUCCAGGUGUUAGUGUGGGUCACACCUGUACGUUUAUUCCAUCGAGAGAUGAAGGAAAAGGAAGAAUCUUUAUUGUUGGGGGAGCCAACCCCAGUGGCAGUUUCUCACUUUCGCACAUCAUAAAUCUAGAUAAUCAUGAAUGGGACAUCCCAGAGUGGGAGGGUUUGGAGUCACGGUAUGAACACUGCAGCUUUGUGCCAGACAGCUGCCUUCAGAGCCUAUGGGUGUUUGGAGGGGCACAGCAGAGUGGCAAUCGCAAUUGUAUCCAGAAUAUACAGCUAAUGGACAGUGGGUCUCACUGGAAGAAUGUAGUGGUCAAUGGCAAACCCCCCAGUCCCAGGACAUACCACACCAGCUCAGCGUGCCAAGGGGACCGACUGUAUGUCUAUUCUGGUGGGGAAGCAGGAGCUUCACCAGUCUCAGACCCCAAACUUCAUGUAUUUGAUACAGUGUCUUCAACUUGGUCCCAGCCAGGAACACAAGGCAGAAACCUGCAAGCCAGACAUGGCCACAUUAUCGCUGCAGUUGGUUCAAAGAUCUACAUUCAUGGAGGCAUGGCUGGAGACAAAUUCCACAACGAUUUGUAUUCUCUUGAUACAAGGAGCAUGAAGUGGGAGAAAGUGCAGGCCAAAGGAGACAUCCCACCAGGAGUAGCAGCCCACUCAGCGUUGGUACUGGGCGAGAACAUCUACAUAUUUGGGGGGAUGACUGCUGAUGGAGCCGGCAACGCCAUGUACAGAUUCAACACGGACAAAAGUAGUUGGGUCCUCAUGAAGUUUGAAGGCGAUAUGCCCCCCAACCGCCUAGACCACUCCAUGUGUGUAUUGCCCUGGAUGGUGUGUGGUGAGAGGAAUGAAGACGAGGAGCAAGCCAGUAGCCCAGCAGCCUCAAAAACUAUAAAUCUGGCUUUUGUAUUUGGAGGAAUGGACACCGAGGGUGUCAUUCAUAAUGACUGCAUUGUGACUGUUAUAACAUGAUGUACAUUUACUUAAGUUGUAAUAAAAUGUUUGUCAAGGACUA